AUGUAUUCUCACGAUAACGAAGCAAGUGGCUUUAUUUUCUGGAAUUAUCUAAAUGAAACUUUUGUGGAUUGGAUUUACUUUAGUAAACCUGAUUCCGGUGGAAAUUUUCAUCCAAUAAAUAAUGGUCACCUUAAAAUUCAAAAUGCUUCAUUAGAUUCCUUUACUAUAUUUUCCACAAUCGAUGGAGCCUUUGCUAUAGUGAUUAGUCGUACAAAUUUUUUAAGUCAACCUCUUGAUGAAUCAAUUAAUCCGGUCAGACCAACAUUUCGUCUUUAUGUAACUUUCAUUAAUCCCGAUAAAACUGUUGAUGGACCUUUCUUGCUUUAUCAAUCCGCAAUACCGAAUUUACAAGUUAUGUUUCAAUGUAGUAAAACAUAUACUACAUUAGGUAAUUCUUGCAUUUUGAAUAUGAAAAGGGAUGAAGAAUAUAAAUUGAUUCGAAUAAAAUUCCAGAAUACAGGUUCUGUUGUUGGUAUCGAUAAAUUUUCUGAUUUUGAAAUGUAUAAAGAUUUAAGAGAGACUACAAAAUUUAGAAAUUUGUUUUAUGGAGGGUUCUUAGUACUAUUUUUCAAUGAUUCGGAAGAUACUCUUUAUAAAACAUUUCAAUCUAUCAUUCUUGAUGACGAAAGAAAUUAUUAUAGCACUUUGGAGUUUCCAAAUAAUUUAAAAAUUUCUAAUCAUGCGAUGGGAGAUUUUCGAAACAACACUUUUGUUAUCGCUCACCAAGAUGAUGAAUAUACUUGGAAAGUUUAUUCAGAAGAUUUACCAAGGUUUUUUGAUGAUAAUGGAUACAACAACAUAAAUGUUAAUACCACAUAUCCAUUAAUUAAUUCAAAGAUACCAUUAUCAACGACGAAUAUUAACAUUACAUAUAACUUUCCAAUAAUAAUAUCAACGAAUAACAUCUCUAUUUAUCAAGAUGGUAGUGGCGGAAAGCCUAUAUUGCGACAAUCGAUUCCGGGAAAUGCUCCAACAUCAUUUGUAUAUAGUGCGGAUAAUCAAUCAUUAAUUUUAAAUGUUUUAGAGAGCACAUUCAAUCAACCGAAUGGUAAUUAUUACAUUGUAAUUGACGAUAAUGCUGUAAAAGAUUUUAAAACAGAACAACCUUUAAUGGCUGAUGAUUAUCAAGAAGUUUUUGCGGAGGACGCAACCGGCCGAUUUGCCUUAACACCUGAAGGAACAAAAAAUUUCGAAAGCCUCCCACCAUUUAAUAAAACAAGUUAUUUAUUACAAUUAAGAAUUGAUCUAUCAAAUUCGAUACCCAUUGAUAUUAAUAGAUUGGAUGCAAUAAUAUGUUGUGAAUACGACAGAAGUCAACGACCUCCAAGAAUUUUAUUAUCAUUACCUAUUAAAUCGACAACUAAGUUAAAUGAGAGAAAUGUCGACCGUGUCAUAAAAGAUUUAGACCUUUUGAUUAAAAAUAAAAAAGUUACACCAAUAUCUUGGUUUUAUACAACAAAUUUUAUAGAAGCAAGUUUUGGAUUUCAACUUACCCGAAAUGUAUUCCAAGAUUUUAAAUUUCAUUUAAUUGGUAUCGCUAUUGGAAUAAUAAUUUUAGUAUCACUUUAUUUUUAUGCCAGAAAAAGAAGUCCUACGGGGAAAAAUACCGCCAUAUUUAAAUUUUCCUUGAUUUUUUUGGACUUUGUCCUGGAUUUUCUGUUCGUUCUGAAUGAUGGAGCAAAGGUCCCGCAAUUGUUUAUUCCAAGUAUAGCAUUCUGUGCAAUACCGUUGGCAAUUAAUUUCAUCAUGAGCAUAGUCAUGAUUCUUCGAGAAAUUAAAAAAAACAAGGAUUUCUACGAAUGGUUUAAACAAAAUACCAAUAUGGCAUCUCUAUUCACUAUUUUAGCAAGUACCGAUAUUGGAGUAUUAAAUAUACUUUCUACUAACGUUGCUGGCAUAGCGUUAUUUAAUGCACCUAUAUCCAAAGGAACUCAAUCUUUAAUAUUUCUUGUCAGUCAUAUUGGAUUUUUUAUUGAAGAUAUCCCCCAAUUUAUAAUACAGGUUCUUUAUAAAAAUUCGACUGUCACAUAUGAUAUUAUUCCUUUUCUCACGUUAUUAACAAGUUCGAUAGUAUUGAUAACCAGUAUAGUUUCUAGAGGAUAUCAUUUAAUUAUAUAUUCAUGUAAAAAUACAAUAUCUGACGAUACUGAAAGCUUCUUACCUAUUAAUCAAAAUAUGUCUAGCGAAGACGUAGAUGUAAUCGAAAUUAAAAAUCAUUUAACCGUUCCGCAAUAUAGAACAAAGUGA
Funneliformis mosseae is the source of this 2247-nucleotide messenger RNA. Lineage: Eukaryota; Fungi; Glomeromycota; Glomeromycetes; Glomerales; Glomeraceae. The record is from the annotation of a GenBank genome assembly.